Messenger RNA from Rhinichthys klamathensis goyatoka, 796 nucleotides. RefSeq names its product small integral membrane protein 32-like. The record is from RefSeq and is a predicted model, not a curated record. The coding region runs from base 259 to 582 and encodes 107 amino acids. The transcript is spliced from 2 exons. NCBI's taxonomy places the organism in Eukaryota, Metazoa, Chordata, Actinopteri, Cypriniformes, Leuciscidae.
UUUAUCGAAACGUUUGGGGAGAUUUGGAUCCGUCGGUGUGAUUGGAGAGGUCCACUCUCUCCGAUAGCGCAAGACUCUAUGGAAACGCACAUUGUGGGACAUGGAUAGACUGUUUGCGCCAUCUGUGGAUGUAGUGCCGAUGACCAGAGCCCCCGUCUGAGGUGUGUUGGAGGAGGUCUGCUGGUCUUGGGGAGAGUGUGGUAUGCGAACGCAACGACUCACGCUCCUGUCCGAGGCGCACAGACAGCUAGAUUGAUCAUGCUGAGGCAGAUGCUGUUGAACUCCACGGCAGCGGCGCGAGACUUCGACCUGAUGACCCACACACACACGCAGGCGCCGCUGAACGUGUCCCACGGGCCCGUGAGUGUGUCGGCCCUCCUGAAGCCCACGGGCCGGGGGAGCUCUCUGCGAGAGGGAGAGCCCGACAAACCCGACCUGGCCACGUAUGUGGUGAUGUGUCUGGUGCUCUUCCUCCUCGUCCUCCUCAUCGUGUUCUUCAUCAACUGUCAGCUGAGGAACUCUUUCUUCGCCUCCAUGCCUUACGACCGGUCACUGCGAGAGGCCCGCAGCUCCUACAAAUGACCCGUUUGACCCGGUAGGAUGCGAAGCGGUUUGGAUAACAGAACCAGCACGGAUUGAAGCCGGACUCAUUGAUCUGUCUGUAUAUAGUGACUGUUUUGUACUUCUGCACGGCCUUUUCUGCCCAUAUAGGGUUUAUCACAAGUUGUGUGCAUUAUGUAAUACAGAUUAUUUUCUUGUACGGUGUUAAACCAUGAUUAAAUCUCACAUUCAUGAC